Alternaria arbusti is the source of this 351-nucleotide messenger RNA. RefSeq lists its product as uncharacterized. The record is from RefSeq and is a predicted model, not a curated record. NCBI's taxonomy places the organism in Eukaryota, Fungi, Ascomycota, Dothideomycetes, Pleosporales, Pleosporaceae. Bases 1 to 351 code for a protein of 116 amino acids. The transcript is spliced from 2 exons.
AUGUAUCUUGCUAUCUUCCUCACAAGCUUGCUCCCCAGCUUGCCCAUCACACUUUCAGCUCCUGUAUCGACCACUCCCGAACUCUACGGCGAGCCAUACAACUGCGGUUACGUUCUCACCAUUCGGAACAGUAGCGCCUAUGCCGGUAUCUCAGCAUACCCUCCAGCUCAGGCCGAGUGUACAGCAAUCUACUACAAUGAGACGAUCCCGGGAUUUCAAGAUGCGAGCGAAGAAGACUGCAAAGGAGCAACCAAUCCCCCUAUGUAUGAGGGACCUACCGGGGAACCCGGCGAUGAACCCUGCUUCGAGGAUCCCAAUCCCAAGUGGUACAGGUGUGCAACCUUGGGUUGA